CCAUGUUUCUGGUUGAAGUCUGCUCACUGGCCCUGCGUCCGAGAUCUCGACUACAAUCCGCACCGACCACAUAUCCUCGCCACUGGCGGCGAUGAUGGCUGUGUGAAGCUAUGGGAUUUACGCUAUUUGGCUUCUGGAUCCUAUCCAUCGUCGUCUACCAAUACUGGUGUUGCGUCCACUUUGAGUAGGGAGUUUUCGGGGGCGGUGAAGAGUGAAAAGGAGCUUGACAGCACACUUCGAAGUGAAUCGUCCGAGUGCAGGAGCUCAGUCAUAGAAAAUUCUGGUAUCCAUGGCGACAUGACAGGCACAAGGCCGUUGGUCCAGCUUAGGGCCCAUUCUCAUUGGGUGAGCAAUAUAAAUAACUUGGCUGAAAGCCAUUAG
Messenger RNA from Protopolystoma xenopodis, 381 nucleotides. The record is from the annotation of a GenBank genome assembly. NCBI's taxonomy places the organism in Eukaryota, Metazoa, Platyhelminthes, Monogenea, Polystomatidea, Polystomatidae.